AUGGGUGCGACCAGCGCAGGAAAGUCGACGUUCAUCAAUCUCGUUAGCGACUCCAAAUUGAAGGUUGGCCAUGGCCUGGAGUCGUGCACCUCAGAAGUCGAGGUUGCUUUACCUUUCAUGCUUGAUGGCAAGAUGGUCACCCUCAUCGAUACCCCGGGGUUCGAUGACACCGUCAAGACCGAGGCUGAGAUCCUCCGGCUCAUCGCUGACUUCCUGGCCGUGACAUACAAGCAAGGACGCACCCUCAACGGCGUCAUUUACCUGACGCGCAUCACGGACACCCGCAUGGGUGGCAUCGGGCGCAAGAAUCUUCGGCUUUUCCGCAAGCUCUGCGGCGACGAAACUCUGAAGAGCGUCGUCAUUAUCACAAACAUGUGGGGCGACGUCGAGCCUAGCAUUGGUGCCGCGCGCGAGCGGGAGAUAACGAACAGCGACCUCUUUUUCAAGCUCGCAUUCGAGAAGGGUGCACACAUGAUGCGACAUGACAACACCGUCGAGUCAGCGCACCGCAUCAUCCGCAAGAUCAUCGGCUUCUCACCCGCGCCACUGCGAAUCCAACAGAAUAUGGUAGAUGAGCGCAAGCUGCUCGCGGAGACGGGUGCGGGGCAUGGCCUCAAGGCGGAGCCUGAGCUCGAGCGACAGGCGGAGCGACACCGAGCUGAGCUCGCGGACCUGCGGAGCAGCAUGCAGGAGCUCCUCGAGGCAAAGGACGCCAAGCUUCAGGAGCUGACAGAGUCGUUGCGGGAUGUACAAGCUGAGCUUGCCAAGGCACAGGCCGAGAUACAACACCUGCGCGAGAACCAAGGGAGUGUAAGAGCGAGUUAG
Phanerochaete carnosa HHB-10118-sp is the source of this 825-nucleotide messenger RNA. RefSeq lists its product as uncharacterized. Bases 1 to 825 code for a protein of 274 amino acids. The transcript has 3 exons. Lineage: Eukaryota; Fungi; Basidiomycota; Agaricomycetes; Polyporales; Phanerochaetaceae. Gene Ontology annotation, molecular function: GTP binding. The record is from RefSeq and is a predicted model, not a curated record.